AUGACCGGCAAGGACGGCGCCGUGCUUUCGUCCACGGAGAAUAAGCAGAAACCAGUCGGAGCCCCGCAGCAGCAACAGCAACAGCAGCAGCAGCAGCAACAGCAGCAGCAGCAGCCAACCCCCGCUUGCAAGAUGCCCCCCACGGCGCACCGCCGCACCGGCUUCGGGAUCCAGGAGCUCCUCGGCCUCAACAAGGAGCCGCCGCCGCCGCUGGUGCCGGUGGCCGCCGCCGCCGCCGCCGCGCUGAGGCGGCCACUGGAGGCCCUCCCGCACCGGGGCCACCUCUUGUCGGGCCGCCCGGCCCAGCUCGGACACGGCGGCCUGGGCGUCGGCCUGCUGGGCCCCGAUGGCGUGCACUCGUUCUACGGCCAGCCCGCCUUUCUGGAGGUUCUGUCCGAAGCGCACAACGUGCACUUGCAGCCGCUGCACAGGGCCAGCGCGCACAUGCGCGACGUGCACAACUCGGCCAGUUCGGAUUCUGAUGACAUGAGUCUCCCCACCAGUGAUAAAAAAUUCUCCAAAUCUUCCUUGAGCCAAAGCAAGAAAAGAAAGAAAAGACGACACAGAACAAUUUUCACGUCCUAUCAGCUGGAGGAGCUGGAGAAAGCCUUCAACGAGGCCCACUAUCCGGACGUCUACGCCCGAGAGAUGCUGUCCAUGAAGACGGAGCUGCCAGAGGACAGGAUACAGGUGUGGUUCCAGAACCGCCGGGCCAAGUGGCGCAAGCGUGAGAAGUGCUGGGGCCGCAGCAGCGUGAUGGCCGAAUACGGCCUGUACGGGGCCAUGGUGCGACACUCCAUCCCGCUGCCCGAGUCCAUUCUCAAAUCAGCCAAGGAGGGCGUCACCGAGUCCUACGCUCCCUGGUUACUAGGUAUGCACAAGAAGUCAGCGGAGACGCCGCGCAGCCCCGCCGAGGAAAGGAACAGCGGUGGCGCCACGCCGCCACAGCAGAGGGCGGACGCGCCCGAGGCAAAGGGGCAGACGGACGGCGACAGAGACCAACUGCGGGUGCACAGCAUCGCCGUGCUGCGAGCCAAGGCGCAAGAGCACAGCGCCAAGAUGCUGGGCACGCGACGACGCACGGGAGAACCCGAGCGCGGGUCGACCGAGGACGAGACGGACAACUGAGAACGUUUCGGGGGAACGUUGGAAACGCACCUAACGGCUCAGGAGCUCGCUUGAAAAGAAUCGGGCUGCCUCCUCCUCCCAUUCUGUACAUACAGUGAACCCUCCCUCCGCUUUGUGUCCACGAGGAUGGAGAAAAAAAAUCAUGUGCUUUGUCUGCACCGAUAAACGUGGCGAGGGUUGACUGUAGGUCGAAUGUUUGCUCUUCACACUUGGCUCAGCAGCUGUGUGAGUCCCAGCAGUCCUGCUGUGACCUCUGACCUCGUCUUCUGACAGCCUCAGUCGGGAGAGCAGCAACCUUCAAUGUGAAAAGCGUGGACAGAUGUCUUUGGUUUGCGUGUUUGUCUUUGUAAAUAUCAGCAGUCCGAU
This is a messenger RNA of Syngnathus typhle (broad-nosed pipefish), 1494 nucleotides long. Its product is annotated as visual system homeobox 2-like. The transcript is spliced from 5 exons. Gene Ontology annotation, cellular component: nucleus. NCBI's taxonomy places the organism in Eukaryota, Metazoa, Chordata, Actinopteri, Syngnathiformes, Syngnathidae. Gene Ontology annotation, molecular function: sequence-specific double-stranded DNA binding; DNA-binding transcription factor activity, RNA polymerase II-specific. Gene Ontology annotation, biological process: regulation of transcription by RNA polymerase II. The record is from RefSeq and is a predicted model, not a curated record. Bases 1 to 1128 code for a protein of 375 amino acids.